AUGAAAAGGCUGGGGCGAGCGGAGCUGGCAGUCGAUGUCGAUGAAAAGGCUCACGCGGGCAGGUGGCGAGAGGUCGUCAUGGAGCUGGUUUGGAGGGCGGCUCGCAGCAGACUUUGGAGUCUUGGCGCAGCUAUCAUGGCGCUGCGGCAGCUGCGCCUACGAAAUGUGGUGAGUGGAGGUUCUGUAGCCGAGCUUGAGGUGUUGUCUUCCUGGGGUCCAAUGGAGGUUGCUGUUGCCGUGGCCGAAAGGACAGGGCACAACGACUUCAAGCUGUUGCAGGGAGGUCGCUGCUUCUUUCCAAGCUCCGUGACGGAACUGGGCGAGUUUGCAGGGGAAGGGGACACUGGGGGCACCAUCGACAUGGAGAUCCUGGUGCAGGACGUGCCCACUUUGCGGAUCACUGGCAUUCCCUGCGAUACCCUCUUUGGCGGCCACGGGCCCGCCGUCGGCUCUACGGCGGGCUCUCCGACUUUGCAGGAACUCAACGGUGAUUGGCUGCCUGUUCCACUCCUCCGCGUGCGGGGGCAUCCGAUUUGGAGGAAGUCGACGGCCUUGCGAAACCAGUGGCAGGACCGCGGGAUGCCAGCCGACGACGGGGUGCGCUACAUCGUCCUGGGCGGAGAUGGGGUCUUGGACAUUGCGUGGCUGCCCGCUGGGGAGGUGCCGAGGGAGCACAGCUUCCCUCACCAGUCAUCUCGCCACGGGUUCCUCUCAGGUGUCCACUUCAAGGAGGUCUCGCCCCUGACUUGCUGGGAGAAAGAUGGCCUGCCCUGCAAAGCCAAAGUGAGUUUGGCUAUCAAGCCCUCUCGGUCCUUCCCGCACGCGCGUGUGCACUCCUGGAGGGUUGGUGAGAAUGUUGUGGCAGGCGAAGCAGAGCUCGUGAGGCGAGAGCAUGUGCCAUAG
Symbiodinium natans is the source of this 903-nucleotide messenger RNA. Lineage: Eukaryota; Dinophyceae; Suessiales; Symbiodiniaceae. The record is from the annotation of a GenBank genome assembly.